Nelumbo nucifera (sacred lotus) is the source of this 1766-nucleotide messenger RNA. RefSeq names its product 1-aminocyclopropane-1-carboxylate oxidase 1. NCBI's taxonomy places the organism in Eukaryota, Viridiplantae, Streptophyta, Magnoliopsida, Proteales, Nelumbonaceae. The record is from RefSeq and is a predicted model, not a curated record.
CCAGAACCAGAAGAUAUAAUUUUCUCAGUCCAUACAAUAUUUGGUUAUGAAGAAAGAAUUUGGAUUUUUUUAAUUACUUGGGUGUUCUCAUCAGAAUCACUGUUAUGGUCAGAUCCGAGGUAGUUAGAACUAGGAGGAGUUAGAAUGAGAGUUAGACUGGAGAAGUUUUAAUUACUUGGGUGUUCUGGCGGGGAUCCCGUCAAAAUGGCUAGUCACGCCAAAGGAGGGGUUCGUUAAUACCAAAUGACAAAUCCCUCGCCCAAGAAAUCUUAGAGUUCCUGGAAUACCGAUGCCAUUAUCUUCUUUCUUCUUCACGCUUUAUUCCUUACUUAUUUUUCUUCCUCCGCCGAUGCAAAGGAAGCCACAACCACGAAUAGUUUGUGUCCUCCUUCGAUUUAGAGAACUAUCAAGCAUGCCACGAGUAGUGGUUGCCUUGAAAACUCGAUUGCUUCAGAGAGGUCGAUUUGAAAAUGCGAACCUGUGAAAAUCACACAGGUUUGAAGAUUUGAAGCCAGAGUGUUUGCAAUGAAGGCAGAGAGUUCAAUCGACUACAUACUAUUUCGCUCCAGUCUGAACAAGACAAAAGAUUGAUGAUGGAGAUCCCUGUGAUAGACUUCAAUGAGCUCAAUGGCGACAAAAGGAGCGAAACAAUGGCGCUGCUGCACCAUGCUUGUGAAAAGUGGGGCUUCUUUCAGGUUGUGAACCAUGGAGUUGACGGAGAGCUGAUGGAGAAGGUGAAGGGACUAUUUAACAUACAUUAUGAUAAGUGCAUGAAGGGGAGCUUCUAUGAAUCGGAGACAGCUAAAAGAUUAAUGGAGAGCGGAGGUGUUACUUCCGGUGCUGAUUGGGAAACCACUUUCUUCAUUUGUCAUAGGCCAACCUCAAACAUUGAUGAAUUCACAGCUCUCUCAAAGGAGUUUUGUGAAGCAAUGGAUGAAUACAUUAAACAGGUGAUUAAGCUCGCAGAGAAGCUCUCAGAGCUUAUGUGUGAGAAUCUGGGUUUGGAGAAAAGUUACUUGAUGAGUGCAUUCUCAGGAUCUGCAGGUCCUUCUGUGGGAACAAAGUUGGCUAAGUACCCUCAGUGUCCUCAACCCGAGUUCGUGAGGGGACUCCGAGAGCACACAGAUGCAGGCGGAAUCAUUCUCUUGCUCCAAGAUGAUCAAGUCCCAGGCCUAGAAUUUUUCAAGGAUGAACAGUGGGUGCAGAUACCACCUUCUAAGAACAACACUCUCUUUGUAAAUACAGGUGAUCAGGUGGAGGUGUUGAGUAAUGGGAGGUACAAGAGCACUCUGCACCGGGUCAUGGCUGGAAAGGAUGGUAGCAGGCUGUCCAUUGCUACCUUCUAUAAUCCUGCUGGUGAUGCCAUUAUUUCUCCAGCUCCCAAGCUCCUGUAUCCUAAUCACUACUGCUUCCAAGACUACCUCAAACUCUAUGCCACCACCAAGUUUGCAGACAAGGGACCUAGAUUUGAGUCCAUGAAGAAGAUUGCAAAAGUUGUUUAAGAAGAUCAAUCAGUUUCUUGGUAGUAUAUCUCAGUUUUUAGCCAUUCUAUUAACUGUCCUGUUAGUGAAGUAGAUCUUAAUUCCAGAACAGAGUUUCUGAGUUUGUAUCUGUCAUUGUGUUUCUCUGUCUUUUGUUUGUUCUUCUGCAUGAGUCAGCUUACGAACAUUUCUGUAAUGGAUAGUUCUGUUUGGUUCAAGCAGUUUCCUAAGCCACCAAUCUAAGGUGACAGUCCAAAUUAGAAAUAAAGAAAAUUCUCCAGUUUA